This is a messenger RNA of Panicum virgatum (switchgrass), 3102 nucleotides long. RefSeq names its product pentatricopeptide repeat-containing protein At3g18020-like. Gene Ontology annotation, molecular function: protein binding. Lineage: Eukaryota; Viridiplantae; Streptophyta; Magnoliopsida; Poales; Poaceae. The transcript has a single exon. Bases 116 to 2386 code for a protein of 756 amino acids. The record is from RefSeq and is a predicted model, not a curated record.
CCCGCCAACCAAACUGCUCGCGACUCAGCCUGCUCGUCGGCGGCAAGCCGGCAACGCAACGUGCCACAGCCUCACAGCGCGUUUGCUAUGGCCGCCUAACAAGGGGGCGUCGGCGAUGGGUACCGCGGCGAAUCCUCUACUGCCGUCCCUCCAACCGCAACACCAGCAGCCGGACCUGCUCCGCCUGGUGGACGAGCUCUGCGCGUCGGGCCGCGCCGCCGAGGCGCACCACCGCGUCUCCCUCCUCCUCCUCUCCACCGCGUCCCGCCUCGACGCGCGCGCCGCCAACGCCAUCCUACGCUGCCUCCUCGGCGCGCGGACGCCCCUCCUCACGCUCCGCCUCGUCCAGGCCGCUGCUAUCGUCCCCUCGCUCCCCAACUACAACCGCCUCCUCGGCCUCCUCUGCCGCGCGGACCCGCCGCCGAUCUCCGUCCUCCUUGCGCACCGCCUCCACCUCCGCAUGCGCGUGGCUCCCAAUGCCGCAUCCUACGCUGCGAUCCUCGACGGCUACGCGCGCGUCCCCGACCCCCGCGCCGCGCAGAAGCUGCUCGACGAAAUGCCCCAACGCGGGCUGGCCCCCAGCUCCCUCGCGCGCUCCUUCCUCGUCAAGGCAUUCCUCCGCGCCCGCGACGUUGAUGCCGCCAUGGACCUCGUCCACAACCAUCUCUGGCCGACCAUGGCUGCCACGGAUGGCCAUCAACUUCGAGAGGACCAGGAGGUUAUCAACGCCGCGUUCGCCGACCUCGUGCAGUGCCUGUGCGCCGAGGGGUUCUUCCACGUUGUCUUCCGGAUCGCUGAGGAGAUGCCGCAGAGGCGGUGCCACGUGCCUGAUGAGUUCGCCUACGCGCAGAUGAUCGACUCGUUAUGCCGAUCGGGGCAGCACCAUGGCGCAUCCAGGAUAGUGUACAUCAUGAGGAAGAGGGGUUUGUGCCCAAGCGCAGUCUCCUACAACUGUAUUGUUCACGGGCUGUGCACCAGCCCAAAGCCUGGGGCGUGCCUGCGGGCUCACCAGCUGGUGAUGGAAGGCACUUCUUUCGGGUAUCGCCCGAGGGAGGUGACAUACAAGGUGCUUGUUGACGAGCUGUGCCGGGAGAAUGAGCUCACCAAGGCCAAGGAUGUCUUGGAGCUGAUGUUGCAGCCCUCCAGUCAGUGUCGCAAGGAUGGGGGUGAAGAUGCUGGUGACGAGACCAGGAUAAGGAUGUACAAUGUGUUUCUUGGAGCGCUGCGCACUGUGGACAACCCAAGUGAGCAACUUGGCGUGCUUGUAUCCAUGCUGCAGGCUGGAUCCAAGCCGGAUGUGAUCACCAUGAACACUGUCAUCCAUGGCUUUUGCAAAUCUGGGAGGGCCCAGGAGGCUAGGAGGAUCCUGGACGACAUGCUCAACGGAAAGUUUUGUGCUCCUGACGUUGUUACCUUCACCACACUCAUAUCUGGAUACCUCGAUGCAGGUGAUCACGCAGAAGCCCUUGAUGUGCUGCACACUUUGAUGCCUAGGCGCCGGUGCUCCCCUACUGUUAUCACUUACAAUUGUGUCAUCAAGGGACUGUUUGGCCUCGGGCAAGUUGAUACAGCAAUGCAGGUGCUUGAGGAAAUGAAUGCCAAUAACGUUGCAGCUGAUUCUGUUACUCAUACUGUGGUGAUCAAAGGGCUCUGUGAUGCGGGGCAGCUCGAGAAGGCAAAGGAAUUCUGGGACAACAUCAUCUGGCCGUCAGGUAUACAUGAUGAUUAUGUGUACAGCUCAAUCUUCAGAGAUCUCUGCAAACAGAGGAAACUGGAACAGGCAUGCGAUUUCUUAUAUGAAUUGGUGGAUUGUGGGAUUUCUCCCAGUAUAGUGUGCUACAACAUACUCAUAGACGCUGCCUGCAAGCAGGGAUUGAAGAAGCUAGCAUAUCAAUUAGUCAAGGAGAUGAAAAGAAAUGGCCUAGCACCGGAUGCUGUAACUUGGAGGAUUCUUGGCAAAUUGCAUCACUAUGAAGAGGAAGAACAAGAGGAGCACCAGCUUCCGACAGCUGAUGUGGGUCGAAGUUCCCCAGAUGACAGAUUGGAGCCUCUUGUCUUGACUAAAGAGAUGCCUUUGCUUCCACCUUUGUCGUCAUCCGAAAACAUCUAUGAUGUUGAUGAGAAUAAUUAUAGCACGGAUGAGUCUGAGGAAGAGGUUGGUUAUUCAGCAGAUAUGGCUAAUAAUAACAAAGCUAAGGCUGAGGAGGUUGGAUACUCAACAAAAGUGACUGUGGAGGAACCACCAGAUAAUACUGAUCCAACAAGGGGAACAGCAAUUGAUAGGGGUGAUAUAACUUGGGGAGAUGGCCUUAAGAAGCCAGAUAAACAACCUUUAAUAAGAGAACCACUCUCUAGAGUGGCCAAAAGGGUGUUUGGGAUACAGUAGAACAGGUGUUGCUUCUAGUCCUGCCUGAAGACUUUUUUUUGAGGGAAUAGUGAAGUCCAUUAACUGAUAGUCUGAUAGGCGCAAGGAGAUCCUCGGCCACCAAAAUCUCCAUGCCUGCAGUUCAGCAAACUGAAAGUCUUCGGUUAGAUUGUGCUGACUGCUGACAACUGCAAGUCGGCUUACAACUCUUAACUCUCUGUGUUCGUGAAGAAUUUAGUACAGGCCGAUUUUUUCUUUUUUUGAAGCGAAAGACUGUGGGGGAGUUCCCCACAGCAAAAUUUAUAUAAAAAAGAGAACAAAGUGAGUUUUACUUACAGAUAUACUUACAAAGCAGAGGGGAAAGAAUAUACAAAACAGAGGGAUUACAACAAGGGAAAGACUCUAGCCACUGAAUAAUACAAGAAUGUUGAUCCUCUCUAACUCUAGAUGCACAUGCACUUGAUCCUUAAACUUCCGAGACCUGAGUUGGAUUGUUGGAGAACCUUGGUAAAUUUUUUUUGAGUUUUGGAGAUUCCAGAUUUCCCAUGUAGCAAUAAUAAAAAUCUCCAUGAAGGAGAUUUUCUCUUUCUAGUCUACAGAUGUAGCCCGAUUUGCUCUUUCUAGUCUUCAGAUGUAUAUAACUGGUAUUGACGCAAAGGUUUCUGCCUUUUGUCGUCCAUUUCCAGAAACUCGUUGUCGUAUUUAACUAUUACUGGCUGUUCCUGCCUUUGAGAUGC